Aspergillus candidus is the source of this 1722-nucleotide messenger RNA. RefSeq lists its product as uncharacterized. The coding region runs from base 1 to 1722 and encodes 573 amino acids. The record is from RefSeq and is a predicted model, not a curated record. Lineage: Eukaryota; Fungi; Ascomycota; Eurotiomycetes; Eurotiales; Aspergillaceae. The transcript has 5 exons.
AUGUCUGACGCUCCCAACAUUCCAUGGGGAAACCCCAGUGCCGUCUUCGUGAACGAGGAUGGGCAACUGACUCCCCCUCCCAGCCCCGUCCUCCUCGCCAAUGCAGGACUCACAAAUGGGGCAGAGUCAUCUGUCAUAUUGACAGACGGCGAUGUCUCAGACGAGAGCGAGACAUUGAGUUCUGAAGUUGAGAGUCAGCUCGGGUUUGGCGUCCAGUCUAUGACUGGGGCCGUUGGUGACGAGAGCAGUGGAUUUGAGAACAGCACGGGAGGAUCAUAUUGCCAUGAAGGACCGCCCCCCAACUUGAUCGUUCACACUGCCGCGGGUGAUCUUUACGUCCACCAGCAUGUCCUCUCUCAAAACGAGACAUUUUCUCGUCUUCUCAUUGAUUACCCGGCUACGCUCGACAUGAGGGACGAAACCCCCUCCGCAGUGGAGAUCCUUAUCCGCUACAUAUACAAUCCUUUAACGUCAAUCAUCCUCCCCGACACGCCAAUCACGCACUUCUCAGAGGUCGCCCGUCUCGCCGAGAGUUUCGAAAUCUGGGACCUCGCCUACCGCGCCGAGCAAUCCAUCCCCCUCAACCUCCCCGUGUGUACCCUCCCCGAGUUCAUCGCCGGGUUCAGAGACGCUUUUCUGGCGGAAGAGGUCUCGGUAUCUAACCGCAACAUACAGCGCAUCUUCCUUGACGAAGCCUGCGUGAGGAUGUCCGCCCUUAUCGCCAACGCCGAGUUUAAGGACUUCCUGGACUCGCAACCUACUCUCGCGGUUGAUAUCCUCCGGCGUCUGUAUCUGGGUCCGCCGCGCCCGCUUCCACAUCUGGCGUGGAAUUUGAUCCGGUCGGCCGGUCAACAUAUGCCGGAGCUGGCAUACUUCCAGAUCCAGGGGUUGUUUUGUAGAAUGAACCUUCGAGACGUUGUGAAACAUGCCCCUUUAACAUCGCUUAAGGUACUACGGGUGGUGAAAGCCGGAGAAAUCGAAAGUGGUGCGACAGGUGUGGAAUCCAAGGACUACCAAACAGCGCCCUUCAACACACUGGACCUCGUCGAUACCCGGGCAUCUUCGGACACGAUCGCCCAACUAAUUCAAUGGCCCAAAGAGCUAGUCUGCUUCUCCCUGCAGCAAUCGCACAUAUACGGCGCCGAUUUGCCCAUGCUCUGUUCGUGGUUAUCAGGCCACCGGGACACGCUCAAAAAGAUAGAGAUAGGUUCCUUUUCCGCCAGAGGCGUAGGGACUUUGUUCAAUGCUGCCCGCUUUCCGAAUCUUGAGACACUUCUGCUCGCGAGGCGGAUGAUGGGGUCACCGCAAGGGGACCUUGCUCGACCGUAUCUCGAAUGGUCUCCAGAUCAUGCAGACCUGCUUCUGGGGCCCAAACUCCACAGUUUUACAUGGUUGUUUGAAGAGGAUAACGUAAAUCGUCUUGAGUGGCACGAAUUUGGUGAUCAGGAGGAAUCCUGGCUGCGGAAUCUCAUGAAAGAAGCUGUUGCGCGGAAGUCAGCUCUGAGGAAGAUCCGCAUCGAAUUCUCCCCGGAUAUGGAAAGUGCCGAGCCACAAGAAUAUCCUUGGAACCGCAUGGACUGUCUACACGAAGAAUUCGAGCCGUACGGCUUGACACUGGAAUAUUGCGACCCGCCAGUGACAAAAUCCGAAUGGCAAGUGAUGUUCGAUGAGUCGUUUGACCCGUUUGAUGUAUCGAGCGAAUCGUCUGAUAUGGAGGAAUGA